GCGACCGUCGCUAGUUUUUUUUUCUGCCUCUGUAGCAUAGCAACAAGUGCACUUUGGACGCACUGGAAAGCGAUGACUGUCUCUAUGUUCACCAAAACAGUCCGGCUGGAGCAGGCGGUGAAGCUUAUAAACCAGCUGGAUGACACCAAGUUCAGUGCACUGCUCGCAAGAAUUUUACAGAAGCUGCCGUGCAAGGAUGAACGCAGCUUCACAGAAGAGGAAGAACAGAAGUUGCAGCGGGCUUUCAACUGCGAUGCACAGGAAGUUACCCUUCUUCUGGAGUCCCUUUCCUUCAUCUUGGAACAAGCUGCAUUCCACUUGGCCAAGCCGCAGGUACUGCGAACCCAGCUGACUGACUUGGGCAUGGAGGAAAACAAGGUCGAUUGCAUGGUGCAGUCGUGGACAAGCCAUGCCAAGCAGCUUGUUGAGCAGCUCAAGCAGCGCUCCCUCGCUCCCAGACAGCUUCAAAAUGUGGACUGGGAGGUGCAAGUCCGGACAGCUCAGCAGUCUGCGGCACGAUCCAAGAGGCUUCAGGCCCUGGUGGACCUCGUCGUCUCUACAGGAGCUGCACAUGACCAUCUGCUGUUGCAGUUUUCACAUGGACAGCUCUUCAACCUCUACACACAGUUGGAACAGAUUCAGGUGAAGCUCGACAACCUCAUCUGAGCUGGCUUCGAAAGCUUGCAGCUCUUCCCGUCGACACUGUCUUUAUCUUUCUGUCCCCAUCUCUGCUGCGCAUGGGGGAACCACUGACCACUGGCUGGACCACAGUCGACAGUAAGCUCGUCCCUCCGACUGAAGAUGUUUUUGGCAUUAUCUUGGCCAUUGUGUGAUUGCUGGCAAACACUUUUGCUUUGUUUCAGAACUCGCUACUUUGUAUGUACUUUUUUUUUUUGCAGCAAAAGCGAUACUGUCUUGUCAGUAAACAAUAAGUGACCAUUAAGACCCAUCUCAGGAUUUGUUACGCUCAGGGUUUGCUAAUCCCAGUCUACUACACUCCAGCAUUGGCAUGGCUAUAUUAUAGAGGUUUUGGGAUUGCGUGUGAGUUGGUCCUUGUCAGCACUUGAGAAGGCAUGUUCUGUCAGUGAUUGUAGGUGCGAUGGGCCUCAAAAGUUUUAUGGACCGACUGAGCUGCAUCCUUAAAAGGAGUAUUGUCUGCAUUUGUGUGUGCAACUGGCAUGGCACACCUCUCAUUUUGAAACUGCAUGAACAAGUCACGGUGACGAAAUUUGAACGGGGUGGGGGAGUCUGCUUUCAUGGUUUGUGAACCAACCACACAUAUGCCCCAGUGCUUGACUGAAACUGAAGAAUCUGGCAUGCAGUUCGAGACACUUCAAUGAGUUGUCAGAGCAACGUCUUGUGUAGUUCUUCUUUCUGGGGUUUUACGUGUCAAAACCAGUUAUUAUUGUGAGGCACGCCGUAGUGGAGGGCUCCGCAUUAAUUUUGACCACCUGGGGUUCUUUAACGUGAACUACAAAGUAAGCAUGUAUUACCACCAGUAUCAAAAUUAUGGUUUUAUGAAUCUCAGUGGCCCAUGCAGUCUAAGAGCAGAACAGCUUAAACAAGGGACUUAGUGCUUCUGUUCGAACACAAGCACUUCUUUCGUAGAACAUGGAUUUGGCUCAUUCGUUUAUUUGCAUAAGCCACUGCCUUGUUUCAUUUGAGAUGAGGCUGCGGGAAUCGUUUUUUGAACAACUUUAGUACCUCAGGCAUAGUGCAGCUGUUGUAGGAAACGGACAUAGCUGCUGUGAGUUCAUUAUUAAACUAGUUAGCCACUAUUUUAUCAGCUUGAAAAUGUAUUUAUCACUUAUAACCUGGUUGCAUUACCACCUAGGAGUCUUGUAUCCUGACUACAGUUGCUUUCUCUGAUUAGUGAAUGUUUUAAGGAGUGAUAUGAGCAGGCAGUUUGUUAAUUGCCACAUGGGAGAGGCAGAUGCUGUAUCAUUGCUGUCAUAGGCAAGGAACUACAAAAACCAAUACUAUAUCUUGUGUUGGGGGUUAGACACUGUACCUAAAUGUUUAUACUCUCAACCUUUUUUUUUUUUUUUCACUUUGGUGCAAAUAGUACCAGAGAUAUGUAAACUGUUACCUUUGUCAUGAUAUUACAUGUGAUAUGCACUUCCAAAGGCUGAAACGAUAAAGAGAGCAUGUGACUGCCAUGUCACGAGAUAUAUGUCAAAUCACAUGAGUAAAUUUUAGUAGUACCGCAGUCUCCUCAGUACCAAUCUUGAUGCUUAAUAAUAUGUUACAAGGCGUGGCACUCAGUUAGCCAUCAUUGUAUUCUGCAUCUUCGUGCAUACCAAUGGCUUUGACAUACUUGUCGCGAUGAUAUUUUAUUCGAGUGCAGCGUAGUUCUUGAAAGGGUGAAAUAAUGAAUGGUUGUAAAGGACAGUGAGAUGAUAAAACUAUCUGUACACUAGCAGGGAAGCCUUGGAGCAUUGUGUGUGCAGAACCUUUGAAUGCUUCCAUGUCUGUGCCACAAAUGAGCCUUGACUAAUAUUCAAUGUCCAGUGAUGCUACAUUGUCUUGUGCUUGUUUUGAAAUAACCUAUGGUCAUGUUAUUGCAACUGUUACACCUGCUCACUGAAAUGUACAAAGAGGCAUGAAAAGUAACUGUUGUUGCCUGACAUUCUUUGCCACAAGAAAAGAGCACGAGGUUCAGACAGUGCUUCUGGAAAAAAAUUGGCAAGGAAGGGAUUAGAGAUGGCAGAAUAGCCAAAGUCAGCAUAUAGACAGCCCUGAGGUGUAAGUUUUAUGUUUUAUGUAUUGAAAAUGAUGAGCAACCUGGUAGGUUGUGCCUCACCUUGGAAGACCAAGUUGUUUGCUUUUAAUGUCUGCUGUAGAGAUUCUCAAGCUGGCCAUAUAAAUUGCAGUCUGCAUUGGCAAUGUCUAUAGAGGUGACUUCCAUUAAUUUGGUACAUUAUAACUGGACCUCCUUUUUAUUUCUACCAUGUUCAAAGGUCCCAAAGGGUGCCCUUUGCUUGUUAAGCACUUCCUUUGAUUCAAAAUUUCAACUGACUGUCCAACCCUGCCAAGGUUAAAAAACAAAAAUAAAGGGGAGUUGGGUGUAUGAGGUAGAAUGAGUUCUGACCUGCUUUUCCAUUGGGCAGAAAAUUUAUUACCUGAAAAGUUCGCUGGCAGCAUUUUUGUGAACUGCAAAUGCUGUCAUCCACACGGCUUUCACUUGUUACUCACAGCACUUGCUUUUUAUUUUUGUUUUAUUUUCUGCCUUCAGAUGUAUGAUCUCAGACACUUGAGUAUAUAAAUGUGGCAAAUGACUUCUCAAAACGGGUAUGCCACAGCCUUGCGGCUCCUAGCACCAGAGUGAGUCGAGAUUCGAAUAAUAGCUUGCGACUAUACCCCUGGUGGGUUCAAGCGAAAUGUUUGUAUGAUGGUACCAAACCAUUUUUUGCUGUUUGAUAUAUUCUGCUCGUGGUCAUAUUUUCACAGCGAGUGGUUGAUGAAGGGCAGUUGUGUGCGUGUCUGUCUGUGCCUGGCGUCUGCACACGUUUAUAUAAACUCUUUGAGGCAUUCCUUUACCUUGUGUAAAACAUUGAGCUCCCCCUGCAUGACAACUGGCUUCAUUUCUACUGCACCUAAUUUAUGUUUAGUGAUGCACAUACUGACAGUCAUGAUUGCAGAAUGUUCGAGCAAAGCAGAGCUGGUUUGGUGCGCCAAACUUGAAAAAGACUAAUUCAUUGGAACUGACAUUUCACAGGGAAAGUGCAGUACUAGUAUGUUAAGUGAAACUGUUUCACACUUGCUAAAUUAAUGCUGCCCCCUUUUGUGCAACUACUGAGAUGUUGUUCUGGUAAGGAUGUGUGUGCAUAUUCUUCGAGUCAAGAAAUAGCAGCGCAUCAUCUUGUAAAUGUUAUGCAUGCUGCAAAGUACUCCAAAUAUUAGCAGGAUGAUCUAGUUACAUUACCCGAAGUAUUUUCUUUUUCUUUCUAAAGUUAUAGCAACCAGAAAGGUGGCUAUAUUAAACCAACAUUAACCGAAAUGUCGAAAAAGUUCAGUUAAUAUCCCCCGUUUUUUUUUUUUUUUGCACAACUUUAUUUAUUUAUAUACUCUGCAGUAGCAUCUAGCAAAGGCUGAAGUACAUUAUAACACUGUAACAGCAUACACAUUCACCUAAUAACUAUAGCACACAGUAGACGUACCUGUGAGAGCUGAAUUCCCUGGUAAACUGAACACCUCAGGGACCAUCUUUAGUUUCCCGUAUUUUCAGUGCAGCUCUUAAGUUCAACUUUUGAUAAGACAAGCAUAUUUCCAAGAUAACUUCAUGUUUUUCUUGAAACUACCAUAGCUAUUAGAGGCAGCUGCACAAAUUGCAUUUGUUCUUUACAGGCAUGAGUAAGAACAUAUUCUUGCUUAUUGUAUCAUUAACAGGAUUCUGUCAUUAGCAGUCUUUAUGAACAUGACUAAAGCUGACACCCUCUACUGAGCUAUGUGAUAUUACUCUGCAUCAACAGUGAACUCCCGUUGUAGUAUCUGAUUUAGCCACCUCCUGGCAUUUUGUCCUGGGUAUGAAGCUAGUCCAUGCUGUAGCAUCUUCCUGAGCCAACUGUAAACAUUCUUCAAUUACUUCUACCCCUUAAGUGAGAGCCUGCAGGGAAGCUGCAGAUGGCCAUAAUGCAUAAUGAGUGUGUUUGCAGGUACAUUGUGCUGUUUGCGUGUGUCGAAAGUGAGAGAAAAAAAAAUCUUAUCGACUGAUCUCUCGUGGAAAGCAAAGGUAAGUGGUUGCAAGAUUUGUUGCGGUCACUGUGUGAGUUCGUCCUUGAUCGCAAGAUGUACUGGUGGUAUGUACGUCCAUCAAGAAAAGGCAAAGUAUGUCUGAAAGUAGUCACUGCAUGUGAUGUCUCAUGGUCUUGGCACUGGCUGCGUUCUCUAUGUUUGUGUGUGCUCUGGCUGUUACUGAAAAAAAAGCGCAUUCUCAUCUAGCUGGUUGUUGCUGUACCGUGCUCACGUACCUUUUUGCCAAGUGUACGCAUGUGGCACACAUCGUAGCCACUUUUGCUUCACUGAUUGCUACUGUCACUACUAGGAACCCGUAUGGGUUUCCUUUGUAGCAUAUGCUACGAUUGGGUGAAUGUCUUAUUUUCCAUUUAAUUACUAGGAAAUAGUGGUACACAGUCUUUGAUGGCUGGGCCUUGCAGUGCAAAUCGGUAACAGAUUGGACAAGAGGGCUGACGACGUUUGGCUACAGACCCACUCGUACUCAUCUUGAGGGUGCGAACAGUGCGCCCAUAAUGCAAAAAAGGUAGGGUGUGCAGAAACGGACACGAGAAGAGAAGUGGACAACACAAACGCCGACUAUCCUGUGUGUAUUGUAUUGUCCACUUCUCGUGUGUCCGUGUCUGCACGCCUUACCUUUUUUGCAUUAUGAAUCCUUACCAACUAGCUCAGCUUUCUGUCGUUCUAAGUGCGCCCAUGAUUGGAGUGUAGAUGCUCAUGAGUGAAUGUGGGCUUGAAACAGCCUCUCGGUUAGUGGUUUUACAAGCACAAACUGUUAGUCGAGUUGGUGUAGGAGCAUUCUUAAGCACACCACACAGAAGAUGGGACAAAGAUUGUGCGAUGCUGAUUUUCUGUCCCAUUUUCUACAUUGUGUACUCAAGUCUGUGAAACAGUACUCCAUUUGUUGCAUUGUGGAAAGCUCUCUCAAGACCAUGUAGGUGGCAGUAAGUGCUGCCACUCUAUGUGGACUAUGUUUGGGGCUGUACUCACCUUUAACAUCAAGAAGUAAGACACUUUGUCCUUGUAGCCUGUGCCCAUUAGUCUGUUAGCCACAUCCUCUUGUCCUGCCUUUUACAUGCUGCAUCAAAAUUAGCCCAAAUAUCAGCUAUGCUUGACACGUGUUGGUGCAUCCUUGAAGUUGCACUGCAGCGCUGCUGAAGCCAGCACACUCAACAAGGUGCGAUUGGGCUUGGAGGCUGCUCAAUCUUUUCCCUGUCUGUCCCUUUUGCUUUGCCGAUGAGGGUGUGGUUGUCCUUCUCUUGUCCUUCAUUUGUUCAAAGUGCCACAAGACAGCUCUGAAGAGCUGUGGCCUAUACUGCUCGUGAGCAGCAGUGGAUGCAAUAGAACGCACAAGGUACUUAGAUUUAUUUUUUUCUUGGGCUCUUUGUUAUGGAUGCCCUACUUAAUGUGAGGUCAUUUAUCUGCUGGUGCCAGCAGACCUAUCAAGAGACCAUAAUGUGAAGUCGUCAUAUGCUGCCAUGUUGUUUGUACAGCCCAAUGACAUGGUAAAACCUAAUUUGUCUGGUAGGUGCUAUUCUACACGUAAAUUCGAUCUAUGUAACAACCUAUUUAAUUUUGUGUGACUUCACUGAUCCACCCACAUUUUUAAUGAAAGCUUGUGAGAAGCUGCUGCUUCGGAAAAAGAAAAAGCGAUAACUCUACAAAAGUAUACUCCUUUUGAAGUGAACAAAGAUAUGCUCAUGUUACUGCUGCUGCUUCUAAAUGACGUGGCAGCAUGUGCGAAAUAUGUUGCAAAGGGAUAUUGAAUGGCUUUUACGGAAGCCUGUUGAAAUGCAUGUGUGGGACCAUCUCCAGUAAAAGCUGUUACAUGGCUUAUAUUCUUUCCCUAUACAGCACUUUCUCACAGUGGCAUUCAAAUUCCUUUGGUGCUUACCACAAUUUUUAUUUCUUUCCUAUUUGUAUCUGUGCCCUUAAACACAGGGUGCACGAGCAUUAAUUCUGCUUUCACCGACACUGUUUGUGCCCACUGUUUGUAUUUUGUUUGUGAAUGGAAUUUACAUUCUACUUUACUCAACAUUUUUAUGAGUAAUGUGUCACAUUCUGGUAAAUGUCUGUUUCAUUCAUUUAUCGUUUCAUUCUGUUUAUUUGCACUUUGGCCAUGUUAUGAAUUUGUCUGCAAAUUGGUACACAACAUUGGCAGCAUUUCAUCAUUGAGAUUGGCAGUGGGGACACUGCAUAUUUAUGUGAUCCUUAAACUGAAUUUAAAUCUUCAAUUGGUGAGCUCUUAGAGAAUGUUGUCCAAAGUCGUGUCUGUCACUCAUCAGUUCAAGGUGUUGGCUUUGCUUUGUUGUUCGGGAUGUACUGCAGUGGUACCCGAGAUGCAGGAAGCUGUGGCUCAAGUUGUGCACCAUUUUUACACCCGGUUUGAAAAGACGCACAAGUUUAUCCUUGAUGUCUCUCCAGUGUCAAAUACCAACACUCCUGUGGUAUAUGAUUCACUGCAUGUAGUGUAGUAUCCUUUUGUGUGAUGGUUAUGUCAAUUACGUGCUAAUGCGUCUAUGUAGGUGUAGUUGUCAUCAUCAUCAUUGUUGAUGACAAGUGUUCUUUUUGUUAGUACUCUAGUGCAUGUGUGAGUGCUGUUACCCCUCAAAGUGAGAAAUAAAUGAGUUGGCACAAAA
Messenger RNA from Dermacentor silvarum, 7373 nucleotides. RefSeq names its product COMM domain-containing protein 10. The record is from RefSeq and is a predicted model, not a curated record. The transcript is spliced from 7 exons. NCBI's taxonomy places the organism in Eukaryota, Metazoa, Arthropoda, Arachnida, Ixodida, Ixodidae. The coding region runs from base 73 to 666 and encodes 197 amino acids.